GCAGGAUGCAGUGUUGCAGUAAUAACAAAGUGCACGGUUAUUAUCGCUGAAAGUGACAAGUCCAAACUCAGCCAUGGCGGAGAAUCAGGAAUGGGAAAAGCCUGUGGAGGGGAGAGGGAGAUUAACAGCUGUCCUGGCACUGGCAACACUCAUAUCUGCAUUUGGUUCAUCCUUCCAGUAUGGAUAUAAUGUGGCUGUGGUCAACUCUCCAACACCGUUCAUGCAACAGUUUUAUAAUGACACCUACCUGGAGCGUUACGGCAGACCAAUGGAGGAUAACUUCCAGACUCUGCUGUGGUCUCUGACUGUGUCCAUGUACCCUCUGGGAGGCUUCUUCGGCUCUCUGAUGGUGGCCCCGCUGGUAAACAAACUAGGAAGGAAGGGCACCCUCCUCUUCAACAACAUCUUCUCCAUCGUCCCAGCUGUGAUGAUGGGAGUCAGCGAGAUUGCCCAGUCCUAUGAGAUCAUCAUUGUGGCCAGGUUUAUAGUGGGCAUCUGUGCAGGUCUGUCAUCCAAUGUGGUGCCCAUGUAUCUGGGUGAACUCUCUCCUAAGAACCUGAGAGGAGCAAUAGGCAUCGUACCGCAGCUCUUCAUCACCAUUGGCAUCCUCAGUGCUCAAGUGCUGGGCAUCAGACACAUACUGGGAAACAGCACAGGCUGGACCCUCAUGCUGGGUUUGACCGGUAUCCCUGCCUUGAUAGAGCUCCUGCUGCUGCCUUUCUUCCCAGAGAGUCCUAGGUACACUCUCAUCCAGAAGGGAGAUGAGAAGACAGCAAAGAAAGCAUUACAGCGUCUGCGAGGCUGGGACGAUGUGGAUGGAGAGCUGUCAGAGAUGCAUCUGGAAAACCAGUCGGAGAGGGCAGAGGGCCGCCUCUCUGUGCUCUCCCUGCUGUCCCAGCGCUCCCUUCGCUGGCAGCUGGUCUCCAUCAUCAUUCUGAACAUGGGCCAGCAGCUGUCAGGGGUCAACGCGAUUUACUAUUAUGCAGACAGCAUAUAUGCCAGUGCAGGAGUCAAGCACAAUGACAUCCAGUAUGUGACUGUUGGAACAGGUGCAGUGAAUGUCUUCAUGACAAUAGCUGCUGUCUUCAUUGUGGAGGCCUCAGGACGGCGGCUGCUCCUCCUCUGUGGUUUUGGGAUCUGCUGUGCAGCCUGCGUGCUGCUCACUGUCGCUCUCAACUUCCAGGACAGUGUGACGUGGAUGCCUUAUGUCAGCAUCGCCUGUGUCAUCAUCUACGUCAUCGGACAUGCCAUAGGACCCAGUCCCAUCCCGUAUGUGGUGACCACUGAGAUGUUCAGGCAGUCGGCCAGGCCUGCUGCCUUCAUGGUCGCAGGUUCCGUGCACUGGCUCUCAAACUUCACUGUUGGCCUGGUCUUCCCCUUUCUAGAGAGAGGCUUGGGAUCCUACAGCUUUAUUAUUUUUUCCUUCGUCUGCCUGGCAACGCUUAUCUACAUCUGGCUGGUGGUUCCUGAGACCAAGAGCAAAACGUUCCUGGAGAUCAGCCAGAUGUUCGCCAAGAGGAAUAAAGUGGAAAUCAAGCUGGGAGAUGGGGAUCAGCCACUGAAAGAGAGCACAGAAACCCUGAAGGAUGCAGUGAAGGUCACAGCCUUUUGAAGACAAAUGAGAGCAUUCAGAUGGGAGGAAGUCUUCACUCCAUGGGUAGUUGUAAUGGACUGGAAGUGAUUUAAUUUUUUUAUUUGACUAGUAAUCUUUGUGCAAUCCCGUUUUUAAAAUUUGUAUGUGCCUGCUGGAAAAAACUAAUAUCUUACUGUGUAUUGGUGUUGUCAUUACAUACAGCCUUACAGAGGUGUGAACGAGUCAUUAAACAAACCAACAAGUCA
This is a messenger RNA of Scomber scombrus (Atlantic mackerel), 1839 nucleotides long. RefSeq names its product solute carrier family 2 member 1a (gene slc2a1a). The transcript has 12 exons. Lineage: Eukaryota; Metazoa; Chordata; Actinopteri; Scombriformes; Scombridae. The coding region runs from base 74 to 1612 and encodes 512 amino acids. Gene Ontology annotation, cellular component: membrane. The record is from RefSeq and is a predicted model, not a curated record. Gene Ontology annotation, biological process: monosaccharide transmembrane transport. Gene Ontology annotation, molecular function: hexose transmembrane transporter activity.